GGCGCCUGCGUAUAGUGGAAGUCUACUUGAAACUCUUCAAUAUGCAUCUCCAUCUUUACAUCAUCUUGUGGUCGCUAUUGCUUCAAAGAGCGCUCGCCGUUCCUGAUAUCUCUCUAAAAUCUCGAGCAAAUAAGUGCUACGAAGACUCCUCAAAGGUUCUUAAGCCCGAUAUGACCUGCGAUCAGCUGCCUGAAAAUACCUGCUUCUACACCGUCACCACCUCUAUGAAGCCCGAGUCAGCAACCACCUCGAUUACGGAUUGGAAUUGUGUUUCAUAUGGCGAGGAUCAUUUUGUCUUCAACAGGACAAAGGCUCUGUUUGGUAUGGAUGCUGGUCCUAUGGAAGUCAAGGAUCGCAUUUGGGUUGUCUCAAACCUCACUCGUUUGAAUUCACCAGAGUCGAAAAUUGGUAUUAGUAGUUGGUAUACUGGGUCUUGUAGCUUCCCAUUGCUUCAAUGGCAAGGAAAAAAGUACCUAGUGUAUUUGGCGGAGAGUAUUGGAGACGCCUUGUCGAGUCUCAUACCUCUCAAGGUUCAAAGCCAUGUUUAUAGGAUCGAAAUACCAUGCUGAUACCAAGCAUGCUUCGCUAUAUUGGUAUUAGCUGCCCACCUGAUCACUGAGGGGCUGCAACAAACAUUCUCUGGGCACAUAUGUACAGUCUUUUAAGAAAAAUUCAUUCGUUAAUAUUAAAUUACGCUCA
Messenger RNA from Botrytis cinerea B05.10, 699 nucleotides. RefSeq lists its product as hypothetical. The record is from RefSeq and is a predicted model, not a curated record. Lineage: Eukaryota; Fungi; Ascomycota; Leotiomycetes; Helotiales; Sclerotiniaceae. The coding region runs from base 42 to 569 and encodes 175 amino acids. The transcript has a single exon.